UUUCUGCUCGGACGCUCACAUUUGACUCACUGAGAGACGGAGAAAGUUUCAUUUAAAAGCCCGGAGCCGAAAAGAGGAAAAACUUUCAGCAUGAAGGCGCACUGACAGCUCCAAAACCAUCCACUUCAGACCUCGGAUACAGCACUGAAAGCACACGGAGAGCUUUACUGCAUUGUUUGGUUGAUUCGGUCUUAAUUGCGCUCCUGUUUACAUUGUAUUGUAUUGUAUUUUUUUUUCUCGGGAUGUUGCAGUGACCAUGGCCGCGCAAGUGGCAUCAGUCCCGGCCGCGUCUAAUAACAAGAGCAAGACUUUAUCAGGGGUUUUGGGACAAGAUUUAAACUCCGGCAAACGUACAGGAGGAAUCGGGGACAUUCGAACCCCGACUAAUAAUAACACUAAUAAUAACACUAAUAAUGCGGAUCGGCGUGGUGAUGACCUGAACCGAACUGGUGGAAGCGUUACAACUUCGGUGUCCUCCUCAUCAUCAUCAUCAUCUUCUUCAUCAUCAUCAAUGUCGUCGAGCUCUCCUGGUGUAGAAACCGGCUUUAUGUCUAAUCAUAAACUACUAAAGCACGCUCCUGGAGAUACUCCGUUCUCCCAGUUUCAGCAGCUCAGCAAUCAGCGCGCGUUACAGACCAACCACGGCAGCCAGGACGCCUCCUCCGACAAUCAGAGAUCAGGAGCCAGGGAGAGCGGGGUAGGAGACACUUCUGAGCCACACAUGUUGAGGAAAAGUGUGGAAGACCAGCCUUGCAGAGGCGCAGAGCCCAUGAGUAGCAGCAGGUACGAGCACGGCAACUUGGCACCGAAUCUCCAAGCCUCCCAUGCCCAGGGCGCAGGAGGAGGAGGAGAUGGUGGUGGUGGGAAAACACCGGUCUCUGACUUCAAUCACUAUUUUGGAAGUUCAAGAUCAGGACUGUGUUUCGAUCAGCACGGCGCACAGCAGGGCUUUGGCACUUUGAUGUAUCCCGCAACAUCUAAUCAUGUGGAAGCUUCUGCAAACUCCCACGAAGGGCAUCCGAAGAGUCAAUACGCCGGUUAUACGGGCUACGGGGCAGCGGGAUACAGUAACCCGACCUCCGGUCAGGCCAAAUGCGCCCCGGUGCCCUCCAUGAACAACGCCGGAGGGUUUUCACGUUUCCCGGGACAAAGUCAGCAUCCUUCCGGCGCAACGCCCACCCUCAACCAGCUGCUCACUUCUCCUGGGCCCAUGAUGCGAUACUAUGAAUACAGCAGCGGCAAAGACGCGGGCACUCAGUACGGCUGUGGAGGCUCAGGCUGGCCGGGACAGAGAGCUAAUCCCGGGGCUGCAAACAGUGGUCCGAGCGCCAACCGGAGCCAGGUGGGUUCUAUGGACUUCAUGGUGAUGAAGCGCUCUCAGAUGUAUGGGAUGAGCAGUAGUCCGUACUCUCAGCAGCAGCAGGGUGUCCCCUAUCCCAGUCAGCCGUACGGAUCUCCAACUACGCACAGAUACCCGAUGGCCAUGCAGGGCAGGGGACAAAUGAGCAUGGGUGCCAUGCCAUAUUCUCAACAGCAGGUACCUGCUCAUUUUGGCCAGCAGGGCAUGGGAGGAUACUGUCCUCAGGGCCAGCCCGGGUACUACAGCCAGUCUCAGCAAUCCCAGCAACCUCAGCAGCAGCAGCAGCAGCAGACACCAUAUAGCCAGCCUCGUAGUACAACACAGCAGGAGAUCCAGGAGAGCUAUGGAAACAGAAGCCAGCCUACAGGGAGUGCUGGGAAAACCAACCAUGAUGAGAUGGGAUUGAUCCAGCAGGACCGGCCCUCCAGCCUGCCGGACCUGUCAGGCUCCAUCGAUGACUUGCCCAUGGGAACUGAGGCUCCUCUCAACUCAGCCAUCAGUGUCUCUGGUCCCUCCAACAGUCAGGGAGACCAGGGGAACCAGUCUCAGUCUCCGUUUUCACCACACACGUCUCCUCGUGUCUCCAGCAUGCGCCCUGGACCCUCACCUCCUCCAGUAGCCUCUCCAAGUCCUGCUGCUUCCAACCAGAUCUCCCCUACCAAUGGCCCAGGGUCCCAGCUGCCAAUACAGACACCUGGGAACCUAUCUGACACUGGCUCCAACUCCAGCAUGAACCAGAUUCCCAUGGCUCAGGACCGAGCCUUCAUGCGGAGGAAUCAAAACCAGUACGGUCCUCAGCAGUCAGGCCCGCCCAUGUCCACACAUCUGUCUACAAGGAACCAGAUGCAGCAUGGGAUGAGCGUCUAUCAGCAGAACUCCACCGGAUCCUAUGGACCUCCAAGCGGUCCAUACGGCCCACAAGGUAACUACUCGAGAAAUCCCUAUGGAGGAAUGACCAAUGCUAACUGUGGUGGUCUGGGCUCUGGCAUGAAUAACAGCCUGGGCAUGAACUCCAGCAGUCCUAUGCAUGGACAAGGACCAGGGCAGCCCAUGUCUAUGGGCCGUGCUUCAGGAGCCCCUGGUAAUCGAGUCUAUCUGGGUGGUGGGAACAGCAUGGCACCCACCUCUCCCAACAUGCCACAGUCUGCUGGUCCAGGGAUGGGGCCUCCUGCAGGAAAUGUGAAUCGUAAGGCUGUGGAUGGUCCGAUGGCAACAAUGCAUCCAACAGGAAACUCUGCACAGGCGAGGCAGGGUGGUUAUUGUGGAAUGAUGGGCACCGGCUCAUCGUAUAGCCACCAAGUAGGAAAUGCCAUGGCGAUGAUGUCUCCACAGAGCUGCAGCUCCACCACAUCUCCUUCAGGCCCCAUGGGAGAGGGUGGAGAAGUAGCGAUUCCUGCAGACACCAAGCAGAAAUCCAGCAGUAAAGAGGACAUGAUUCCUGUUGCCGAACCUCACAAACCUCCAAAGGAUGGCUCCAACUCUCAGUGUGGCUCAGAGCCCCCUACUCCCUCAGCCUUGACCCCCAGCCCAGCAAGUCUGUCCUCCUAUCAUGGAGAUGACAGUGACAGCAUCAGCAGUCCUGCAUGGCCCAAAACUCCCUCCAGUCCAAAGUCAAGCUCUGGCAGCACGACGAAUGACAAGGUUUCUCGGCUCUACGAAAUGGGAAGCGAGCCAGAGAGAAAGAGCUGGGUGGAGCGCUAUCUGACCUUCAUGGAGGACAGGGGGACACCGGUUCCUCACCUUCCUGCUGUGGGCAAGAAGCAGCUGGAUCUGUGCAAGUUCUACAUGGUCGUAAAGGAGCUAGGUGGCUUGGCAAUGGUGAAUAAGAAUAAGAAAUGGCGUGAGCUCUCCUCCACACUCGGUUUAGGCAUGUCUAGUAACUCUGCUAGUUCUCUGAAGAAGCACUACAUCCAGUAUCUGUUUGCCUAUGAGUGUAAGGUGGAGCGAGGAGAGGAGCCCCCGCCUGACUUCUGCCCUACUGCUGAGGUCAAGAAACAAGGCAAGACUGAGCCGCCGUCUCCCGCCACCUCAGGCUCUCUACAGGGCCCUCAAACCCCUCAAUCGACAGGCAGCAGCUCUAUGCCUGAGAUGCCCGGUGAGCUAAAACCGCCCACGCCAGCCACCACCCCGCAGGGGCACAUCGGUAUCCCAGGCAACAGCAAUAAUUCAGUCAGUAUUCAAGACCCGUUCUCAGACAGCAGUGAUCCUGCCUUCCAGAAAAGGAAUAUACUGAGCUCGGGAGGCUCUUAUCAAUCAGCCAUGAACCCCAUGGACUCUAUGAUGAGGAUGCAGUAUGAAAAUAAGGACCAUUUUGCAGGAAUGAGGAAAGUGGUUAGUGGAGAGCCAUGCAUGCCAGCUCAGAUGACCUCUGCAGGCAUGCAAGACAUCUAUGGCAGGAGUCCUUCGAGUGGCCCUAUGGCAGGACUGGGCAUGGCUCAACGUGCUCAGUAUGCUUAUGGACCAGGGUAUGAUCGCAGAUCAGACCAUUUAAUGGGGAUGGAUGGGAGUAUGGGUCCCCAUGGGAAUCAAGGCAACAUGAGUCACGCUAACACCGAUGGUAACAUGUACUCCCCUAACAGAUACCAUAAUCAGCAAAGACAUGAUGGCUAUGGACAGCAGUAUCCUAGUAUGCCAUAUGGUGUCCACCCUCCAGGGAUGUACCCUCAACAGGGCUACAAGCGAACCCUUGAUGGAGUGUAUAGCCCACCUGCUAAGAGGCAUGAGGGCGAGGUUUAUGGGAUGCAGUACGGAGGCCCACAGACAGACAUGUAUGGUCAGUAUGGAGGAAAUUAUCCAGAGCGCCGGACCAUGCAGAGUCUUUUUCCUUAUCCAUAUAGUCGGGAACGCCAACUACCGAAUGCCAGCCAGGGGCCUCAACAUCAUCCUGUCCAGCACAGCAUGAUGGGUUCUGGACAUUCAGUGCCCACUGGAGAUGGCCCAACUCACAUGUGGCCCUCAAGGACAGACAUGGCUUAUUCAUACUCGAACAGACACGGGACUUCUAAUCAGAACAUGCCAUACCCCGGUAUGGGACGGAUAGAUGAUAUGGAUGGAGUCCGAGCAGACAAUCAGUGGCCCGGGUAUCAGCGCCAAACACCGUUCAUGUCUGGUCACUCUAACUCUAUGGCUAUUAUGAACUCACGGCCUCCAUCUUCAUACCAGACCUCUAACCAUACCUCCUGUGAACCGAGCCCAGGGUCUUUUCAGCGAUCUAUGGAAGCACACAUGCAACCUAACAAGAUGGCCUUUAUGCCGUCUAUGAAGAUGCACAAGCCAGGAAUGCCUGUACCAAGUGGCUCUGGAAGUGGAGUCCCAGGUCAGAUGGCGUCCAGCAUGAGAAAAGACUAUCCGAUGGGGUGUGUUGAAGGGACCCAACCUCUCCUAAAACCUCGACGCAAAAUGACCUCAAAAGACACUGGAACCCCGGAAGCCUGGCGAGUGAUGAUGUCACUCAAAUCAGGUCUUCUGGCAGAAAGCACAUGGGCUUUGGAUACAAUCAACAUCCUACUUUAUGAUGACAGCACUGUAGCUUCAUUUAACCUGGCCCAGUUGCCAGGAUUCCUAGAGCUCAUUGUUGAGUAUUUGAGAAGAUGCUUGAUUGAGAUCUUCGGCAUCUUGGAGGAAUAUGAAGUGGGGACUCUUGGCCAGAAGACCCUGCUUGGUCCAGUCGAGGACGAAAGAGAGCAGGGGUCGGUCGAAUCAGACAUUCCCUGUGAGUCAGAGUCCAGCCAGGAACCAGAGAAAAACUCAGUGGACUCUCCACCUGGGUCUUCUGAGACAGACCUGGAGUUAAAUCUGGAAGGUAGGAUUAAAAAUGAGAUAGUGAAAAAUGAGACAGAUGAGAAAGAUGAACCGAGAACUGAGGAUAUUUCUGAGCCGCUUGAGGGCCGUUCUUCAUCAACGCCUGAACCAAGACCCAAACAGGCCAGCAAAUAUGAUAAGCUGCCGAUCAAGAUUGUUCCCAAAGAUGACUUCAUCAAGGAUAUUUCUGAUGAGCUUGGCCAUGUGCAGAAGUUCAACAGUGGACUCCUUCAUUGGAAAGCAGGUGGUGGAGAUUCAACAAGUUACAUCUUAACACAUUUUGAGGGUCGUGAGGAGAGCGGUGUCGAGAGCAAACAGCUAUGCUGUACUUUAAAUUCAGACGAGGUACAAAAUACCCAAGUUGCAACUAUAGAUGAUGUGCUGUCCCCAAGAUUGAGAGCUCUCUCGGAGGAAGAAAGCUCGUCAACCUCUUUGAGCACUUCCUCAUAUUCAUUACGCCUUUUUGAGAGCCAAAAAGGGAUCACACUACUGGAGGAUGAACCUCACUGUCCAGAUGAACCUCCAUUGUGCACAAAGUCCAGCUGGCAGGACUCUUUGAGCAAACGCUGCCUAUGUGUCUCUAAUAUCCUUCGCAGCCUGUCGUUCAUCCCAGGAAACGAUACAGAGAUGUCCAAGCAUCCAGGCCUUGUUCUGAUUCUUGGCCGAUUGCUGUUGUUGCACCAUGAGCAUCCGGAGAGGAAGAGAAUUGUCCCCGGCUAUGACAAAGACGAGUACAAUAAGGAGGAAGAAAUAAAGCCCUGCAGCCAGGAUGAGUGGUGGUGGGACUGUCUGGCAGCGCUGAGAGAAAAUACUUUGGUCACGUUGGCUAACAUCGCUGGACAGCUAGACCUGUCGAUCUACUCAGAGAAUAUAUGCCUUCCAGUCCUUGAUGGCUUGCUCCACUGGAUGGUGUGUCCUUCAGCUGAGGCCCAGGAUCCGUUCCUUUCAGCGGGGGCAAAUUCACAGCUCAGCCCAAGAAAACUGGUUCUGGAAUGUCUGUGCAAACUGAGCAUUCAGGACAACAAUGUAGACCUGAUGCUGGCCACUCCACCAUUUAGUCGUCUGGAGAAGUUCUUUGCUACACUGGUGCGUCAGGUGGGAGAGCGCAAACUCCAAGUUUACCGUGAGAUGGCAGUAGCCGUGCUGUCCAACCUGGCCAGAGGGGAUUCAUCAGCAGCGCGUGGCAUCGCCGUUCAAAGAAACGGUGUUGGCAACUUCGUAGGCUUCUUAGAGGAUGGAAUUGCCAUGACUCAGUAUCACCAAAACCCACACAGUCUGCUACACAUGGGUCAUCCUCCCAUGGAGCAGCCAAGCGUGAGCAUGAUGUGUCGAGCUGCCAAAGCGCUGCUGGAACUGGCGAAAGUGGAGGAGAACAGGCCUGAGUUUGUUUUGUACGAAAGCAGACUGCUGGAUAUCGCCAUUUCCUCCAUGCUCAAUGUCAGUGUGGUGGCCAUCAUCUGUGAAGUUCUCUUUCACCUCGGCAAGUCAUGACGAAAGGUCGAACGCCUUUAAAACUGUAUUACACCAAUCACGUGGAUGGCACUUUCAUAUUUCUAUUUAAAAUCAAAGUCGCUUUAUAUAUGAAUAUAUGGAACAAAUCAGUAUGAAAAGCUUCUGUGUCCAAACUCUUUUGUUUUGAGGAUUUUAGACAAAAAAAUGAUUUUAAUACAGAUAUUUAAUAUUGUUGUUUGAAUGUUUUGUCUUUUUUGCUUAUUUCAUUUUUAUUUUAAUAACCAAAUGUACUGACUUUUGGUUCAGAAGAUUUGCAGUUAUCUUUUUUUCCCCACUCUCUUUAUAAACUUUUGGAAAUUUUCUAAGUGUACAUAAGGCGUAUCUGUGAAUUUGUUUUUAAAAGCAGAAAUAUUUAAGAUCUGAAAAUACUGUAGAUAAUAGCUUCCGUUUGAUAUUUGCUAUAAUAAAUUUAACUUGCUUUUACCCAUUUUCUUAUAUCCAUAUCUGGAAAAAUUUAUUGUGCAAUAUUAUGGUGCAAGUUGCCUCCUGAAGGCAGGAGAGAUGUGAUUUCUUUUCCAUAUCUCCCGUAUCUAUCAUGCAAAUAACAUGCUUCACCACGAGGCGGCAGUAUUGUAUCAGUAAUCUAAACAACAACAAAAAAAGGCUCACCUUGGACUACAGAUAUUUGUUUUGCCUUCUUGAUGUUAUAUCAAUUGCUCUAUGGAGGUAUGUAUGUAUAACUUGCUUUACCUUACUCCCAUUCGAGCCCCAAAACACUGCUGUAUAUAGACCAUAUUGUACUUUUCUUUUUUUUUUUUUUUUUUAUUAUUUCGUUUUUUUCCCCUCCAGAAAUGUGGUAACUACAAAGUGAUUGUAGUUUGUAAAGAUGAAAUUAUUGUACUUGUGGUUACAUCUAUGAUAAAUAUCGGUAUUUUGUAAAUGAGGUCCAGUUUUGGAUUGAGGGUAGUGAUUGUGUUCUGUCCGUAUAACCUUUCUGUAUGCGCUCUUUAAUAGCUGACCUCUGAUCAGACAUUGGUAAUCACAUGUCGAAGUGCCAUGGUCAGCUCACCACAUGCUAAGAUUACAUGAAAAUAGACAGCUAAUGCAAGAUCUGUUUUUUAUUAUUAUUAUUAUUAUUAUUAUUAUUAUUAUGGGAUCAAAAUGGGCAUAUUUGUUAUCUAAAACCAUGUAGUUCAAAAAUAAAUGAUGUUGAGCAAGACCUGCA
Molecule: messenger RNA, 7838 nt
Organism: Silurus meridionalis
Lineage: Eukaryota; Metazoa; Chordata; Actinopteri; Siluriformes; Siluridae
Product: AT-rich interactive domain-containing protein 1B-like
Exons: 21
Coding region: 257-6652 (2131 amino acids)
Biological process (GO): chromatin remodeling; positive regulation of DNA-templated transcription; regulation of transcription by RNA polymerase II
Cellular component (GO): SWI/SNF complex; brahma complex; nBAF complex
Molecular function (GO): DNA binding; nucleosome binding
Source: RefSeq, a predicted model, not a curated record